Zygotorulaspora mrakii is the source of this 1296-nucleotide messenger RNA. It is a transcript of the gene TUF1, whose product is annotated as translation elongation factor Tu. Lineage: Eukaryota; Fungi; Ascomycota; Saccharomycetes; Saccharomycetales; Saccharomycetaceae. The transcript has a single exon. Gene Ontology annotation, cellular component: mitochondrion. Gene Ontology annotation, biological process: mitochondrial translational elongation. The record is from RefSeq and is a predicted model, not a curated record. The coding region runs from base 1 to 1296 and encodes 431 amino acids. Gene Ontology annotation, molecular function: GTP binding; GTPase activity; translation elongation factor activity.
AUGUCUUUGUUGAGGUUGCCCUCUGGAGCUUUGUGUAGAGGUUUCUUAAGACCAGCCAGUUUGGCAAGAAACUUCUCUUCAUCGUUGCGUAUAUCUGCUGCUGCGUUCGAUCGUAAGAAACCGCAUUUAAACGUCGGUACCAUUGGACACGUUGAUCAUGGUAAAACAACUUUGACAGCUGCCAUUACGAAAACUUUAGCCAAAAACGGUGGUGCCGACUUCUUAGAUUAUGCCGCUAUCGAUAAGGCUCCUGAAGAAAGAGCCCGUGGGAUUACUAUAUCUACUGCGCAUGUUGAGUACGAAACAGCGAAUAGACAUUACUCGCACGUCGACUGUCCCGGACAUGCCGAUUACAUCAAAAACAUGAUUACAGGUGCUGCUCAGAUGGAUGGUGCGAUUAUUGUUGUUGCCGCCACCGACGGUCAAAUGCCACAAACUAGAGAGCAUUUGUUGCUAGCAAGACAGGUGGGUGUUCAGCAUAUUGUUGUUUUUGUUAACAAGGUUGAUACAAUGGACGACCCGGAAAUGUUGGAAUUGGUUGAAAUGGAAAUGAGAGAGUUGUUAACUCAGUACGGCUUCGACGGUGAUAACGUUCCAGUCAUCAUGGGUUCAGCUCUUUGCGCUUUGGAAGAUCGUCAACCGGAAAUUGGUGAACAGGCAGUUAUGAAAUUACUCGAAGCCGUCGAUGAAUACAUUCCAACCCCAAAGAGAGAUCUAGAAAAACCAUUCUUGAUGCCAGUUGAAGAUAUUUUCUCGAUCUCUGGUAGAGGUACAGUGGUUACUGGCCGUGUUGAAAGAGGUAAUUUGAAGAAGGGUGAAGAAAUUGAAAUCGUUGGUCACAAUACAACUCCGAUCAAGACUAUCGUUACUGGUAUUGAAAUGUUUAGAAAAGAAUUGGACCAAGCUAUGGCUGGUGAUAAUGCUGGUAUUCUAUUAAGAGGUGUCAGAAGAGAUCAACUGAAGAGAGGGAUGGUCUUGUGUAAACCAGGUACUGUCAAGGCUCACACCAAAUUCUUAUCCUCCCUAUAUAUCUUAUCAAAGGAAGAAGGCGGUAGACACUCUGGAUUUGGUGAAAACUACAGACCACAAAUGUUUAUUAGAACUGCUGACGUUACCGUCGUUUUAAAGUUCCCACAAUCUAUUGAGGAUCACUCUAUGCAAGUUAUGCCGGGUGAUAACGUCGAGAUGGAAUGUGAAUUGAUUCAUCCAACUCCUUUGGAAGUCGGCCAACGUUUCAAUAUUAGAGAAGGUGGUAAGACUGUUGGUACCGGUUUAAUCACUCGUAUCAUUGAAUGA